Oikopleura dioica is the source of this 1899-nucleotide messenger RNA. The record is from the annotation of a GenBank genome assembly. Lineage: Eukaryota; Metazoa; Chordata; Appendicularia; Copelata; Oikopleuridae.
AUGAUAACGAGAUAUCAGAGAGUAUUCAUCUUCUUAUCUGCAUGCAGCGCGUGGAAACCCAAAACAGAACCCAACUUCAAUGAUGGCAGCUCUCGUAUCGAAUGCAAAGAAGGCGAUCGCUUCGACGGAACUUGUGAAGAUCUGCAAGUUUGUAUUGAUCAGGGACUCUGUGAUCAUGGACAAGAUCCAUGGGAGAACGCGAUUUGUACAAGCUUAAAUGACGAAUUGAAGUGCUUCUAUCAAUCCGACUUAAAAUAUAGUGUAUUUGGAUAUGAUCAUCGGCCAUGCGAAAAAGGGCGUAAAACGGUUUUGGAAAUAUUCAAUAACGACUUUUUCACUUAUCGUGACUGUGAAGGGAUAGAUGAAUGCUUAGCAAAUCCCUGCGGUGAAAACUCAUUUUGUAUUGAUCGUUAUAUCGGAUAUGAAUGCUUUUGUCUUCGUGGAUACGAAUAUGAUGAAAUCCAAGGCAAAUGUGUUGAUGAGAACGAAUGUAAAUUUGGGUGGGACUCCUGUGGCAUUUUUCAAAAUUGCAUAAAUACUAUUGGAUCUUACGAGUGUCAAUGCAUGGAAAAAUAUCAAUGCUUCUGCGAUCCAAAACACGAGUUUGAUAAUGAGCAAAGCGAUUGUGAGGACGAACCAUUUCCGGAAAUAAUUUGUAAUGAUAACCACCCGAAUAAUACCGAUAAUUGGACAUGUGUUGAUAUUAAUUAUUGCUUUGAUCAUGGACUAUGUUAUGGAAUGAAUAAAACUGAGGCCGAACAUUCUGCUAUAUGUGCUCAUAAUAAUGACACCUUCCUCUGCACUGGUUCUUCAAAAUGUGAAGAAGGCUUCCUGCCAGCAGUUCAUUUUGAAGGCUCCAAUGUCAUCAAAAGCUGCCUCGAUAUUGAUGAAUGUGUUCAUGGCUUACACGAUUGCGAAGGAGGCUCAAAAUGUAUUAACACUAAUGGAAGCUAUAAGUGUGAUUGCAAAGAGGAACCAUUAGAACCGUCUUCUAGUGAUGGAUGGGAAGUAUGGGAAAGAUACCAACAAGAAUUCACCUACAACUAUUUUUAUCCCCCAACCUACAAUCAAAUGACGAAGAGUUGUGAGGAAUACGAUCAUUGUACAUCUUCUCGGUGCAGGAAUGGUAUUUGUUCAAACACGGGCUCAAAAGUGAAGCCGUAUUUUGAGUGCUCAUGCUUUCCAGGAUACAUAGAAAAGAGAGGAUCUUGCGUAUUUGACUCUUCUCUCACGAAGAUUUGUGAAAGUGACGGACGAGAGUGUCAAUACAGAUGUAUCGAUGACAAAAAUGACGGGUCAAGAUGCCUUUGCCCUGAAGGAUAUAUUGAAGUUAAUGGACGUUGUGAAGAUAUAAAUGAAUGUGAGAAUUUUUUAAUUGCUCCUUCCGAAGAAAAUUGUGUCAAUCUUCACGGAUCUUAUCGAAAUUUAAACAUAUCUGAUUAUUUUUUGGAUUUCUGUUUUCCGGACGAACCAAACUACUAUUCUUAUGAAAGAUCAUCGAACUCAUGCGAUUUGAUGACUGAAUGUCCGCCAUAUUUUCCAGAUUGUCCAAACCGCAUUUCUUUCUAUUUUGUAAGUCUUCUGAAUAUAACAACGCCACAUCUCCAGUUCGUUGGCGAAAUUGCCCCUUCAAAAAUUGGUGGUGAAUAUAUUGAUCACAGCAUCGAUUUGUACAAAAAUGAAGAUUUGCCUGAAAAUAUGGAGAAUAUUAAAAAAAUCGUCAUCAAUCGCCGGAAUGAUACUUACGCCGAGCUUUACUUCAAUGGCACUUUACAUCAAUCUGACUUGGAUAACUGGAUGCCAUAUGUGAUUUACACAGCGACAGAUCAGAACACAUCAAAAGUCAUCCGAGAAGAAAUUUUUUAUUAUAAUUUUUUUGCGUCAAAAUAUGAUUUCUGA